Messenger RNA from Spea bombifrons (plains spadefoot toad), 6660 nucleotides. It is a transcript of the gene RALGAPA2, whose product is annotated as Ral GTPase activating protein catalytic subunit alpha 2. The transcript is spliced from 40 exons. The coding region runs from base 267 to 6173 and encodes 1968 amino acids. NCBI's taxonomy places the organism in Eukaryota, Metazoa, Chordata, Amphibia, Anura, Pelobatidae. Gene Ontology annotation, cellular component: nucleus; cytoplasm. Gene Ontology annotation, biological process: positive regulation of GTPase activity; regulation of small GTPase mediated signal transduction. The record is from RefSeq and is a predicted model, not a curated record. Gene Ontology annotation, molecular function: GTPase activator activity.
ACGUUAGAGCUGGUCAGUUCCGUGUUUACACACCCCAGAGAGGAAGAGAGAGAGAGAGGGCAGAGAGCCGGGAAAGGGCUAAUGAAAGGAGGAUAGGAUCUGGGGACACAAGCAAGGGACAUACUGGAGGGCAGCAUUCAGCACUUUGCAUUUUGUAGAGGCGACUACACACUGGUAUAGUGACAAAGACAAGCCCCUCAUCCCUCUGCCUCCUUGACCCUCCACCUACUACUCCUGUCUAUCGCCGCUCUCCUCGCCCGAGCGGGAUGUUUUCUCGAAAAAGUCAUGGAGACCUCAAGAAAUCUACACAGAAAGUUCUGGACCCAAAGAAGGACGUACCUACACGCUUAAAGCACCUGCGAGCAGUGCUGGACAUUCAGGAGUGGAGCGAACUUAAGCAAUUUUUUGAAGCGCACUAUUCUCAGAUUUAUUUUAUCUUCUAUGAAAAUUUCAUUACACUGGAAAGUAGCUUAAAGCAAAAAGGGAAUAAAUCACAAAGGGAGGAGCUGGACUCCAUCCUCUUUCUUUUUGAAAAAAUUCUACAACUACUACCUGAAAGGAUUUUCUACCGCUGGCAGUACCACAGUAUAGGAUCUGUUUUAAAGAAGCUUUUACACACUGGAAAUGCAAUCAAGAUACGUUGUGAAGGAAUUCGCCUCUUCCUCCUAUGGCUUCAAGCUCUGCAAACAAACUGCGGAGAGGAGCAGGCACUCACGUUUGCAUGUCUCGUCCCUGGGUUUCCUGCGGUGCUUUCAUCCCGGGGUCCCUGCACGCUGGAGACCCUCAUUAAUCCUACCUACAAUUUACCUGAUGGUAAAGUUUAUCCUGAAGAGAUUACACCACUAUUACCGGCUGUGUCUGGUGAAAAGCUACCUGAUGAUCUGAGCUGCUUUUUCUUGCAAAUUUUAUUAAAAUAUAUGGUACAACAGGCUGCAAGUUUAUCCUGGAGAAAUAAGGAAAACCAAGACACAGGCUUCACGUUUCUGUUUAACUUAUUUCGGAAGUAUUAUCUCCAUCACUUGUUCCCAUCAUUUACUAAAUUAACUAACCUUUAUAAACCCGUACUUGAGAUUCCUGAUGUCAGACCAAAGCCGGCAUAUGUAACGGUAACCCGUAACAGUGAAAGCGUUUAUAGCACAAAAGUCCCAUACAUGGCAGCUAGAGUUGUGUUUAUAAAGUGGCUUGUCACGUUCUUUUUGGAGAAGAAGUAUGUGCCGUCUUCUCAAAGCACUAAAAACGGAGGAGACGUGCUGCCCAAAAUCAUUCAGAGCGUGUCUGUGACUAACGUCAACCAAGAGAAGACUCCGGAAGUAGAGAGCAGUGGUCCCACAGAGCAGGAGAAGAACCACUCCAACAGCAGCACCCUGUCGGACAGGAGGCUGAGUAACGCGAGUCUCUGCAGCAUCGAGGAGGACCAGAAGCACCAGUAUAACAUGGUGCAGAGGAUUCUCAUGUCUACUCGAGGCCACGUCAAUUUUGUCAAUGAAGUGUUCAGGCAGGCGUUCUUGCUGCCUGCCUGUGACAUUUCUGCCACUAGGAAAGUUGUGAAGGUAUACAGAAAGUGGAUCUUGCAAGAAAAGCCUGUGUUUAUGGAAGAACCGUCAAAGGUUUCCCCCGAACAACCCAACGUGGAAAUUUUUGAGCCUCCUGUCACAGAAACCGAUAAUAAACCGCUCGCCGCGGAAUCAAGUGGACACAAGCGUUCUUCUAGCUGGGGAAGGACCUACUCCUUCACUAGCGCCGUGAGCAGAGGCUGCGUGUGCGAGGAUGAGAACAUGGAUGUCAAAGCUGGUGAUCAGGCCGCAUUGCAGGUGUUUCUGACAAACUCUGCCAAUGUUUUCUUACUGGAGCCCUGCACAGAGGUCCCUUUGCUUUUGGAAGAGCAGGUUGAGGCUUGCAAAUCCGUUUUAAGCAUCUACAGACGUAUGAUAAUGGAUCUUGUGAUGGAUAAAAAGACGUGGGAACAAAUGCUGCAAAUAUUGCUUCGGAUCACAGAAGCUGUUGUUCAGAAACCAAGAGAUAACCUGAAGAAGGAUUUGUUCUCUCAAGACUUAGCUGGUGUACUUUUCCGGACUCUGAUUGUGGCCUGGAUCCGAGCCAACCUGAGCGUUUACAUAUCACGAGAAUUGUGGGACGAACUGCUGAGCGUCUUAUCAUCGCUGACUGACUGGGAAGAACUUAUCAAUGAGUGGGCCAAAAUCAUGGACUCCCUCACUGCGGUGCUAGCUCGGACAGUUUAUGGAUUAGAUAUGAGCAGUUUGCCUCUGGACAAGCUCAGUGAGCAGAAAGAGAAGAAGCAGAGGGGAAAAGGUGGUUUUCCCGACAUACAGAAGGGGGCUGCUGUUGGCAGGUCGUUUUCUCUCAGCUGGAGGAACCAUCCAGAUGCUCAUGAACCUAUGAGAUUUCGCAGCGCCACUACCUCUGGAGCUCCAGGUGUGGAGAAAGCGAGGAACAACGUGCGUCAAAAAGCCACCGCUAAGCGAAGUCAGUCUAUCAGCAACUGUGUUCACCUUUAUGAGGCUUUGCCAGCAGCUAAAAGUGUUCCUCAUCUCCUUCACACUGUGAGCUCUCUCUUACCUGGUAUCUCUCACACUUCUUGCUCUCAAAGACUCUCAGAAGUCGAUGAGAUGCAGCCUCAGGAAGGUGUAGCCGAAUCUGAACCCAUAGGUGGAUGCGGUGACCCAGAACAGCAACUGCUAACUCGCAGCAACAGUACUUCCAACUUAACAGAGCAGCCGUGUCCUUACACAACGCAAGGUCAAAAAGCUGAGGACUCCAAAAAUGAACGUUUUGCAGAAGACAAUGAACCACCAGACAGCCUGAGAAAAGACACAGAGGGUCCGGUGAUAUUAAUCCGGCGAAGCAGCAGCCCUGCAGAGUUGGAGUGGGACACAGAUUGCCAGCAUUCGGACGGAAGGAGCACAGAUCAUGAGAGAGUUGAAAGCAUUAGCAGUGAUGUGGCCAAUGGAUACAGCCGAGAUUCAGAGAUCUAUCUCAUGCCGUGGCAAAACUGCGAAGAAGACUCUGAUGUCAACACACCGACAGAUGUAGCCUUUGAUCACGAUACAAGGCAAUGGCUGCAGCUUAGUCCGUGUGAUGCUACCCCUCUCACAGAUAGCAGUGAGUGCCUUGCUGGGAAUGGCAGUAUCAUUUCUGGUGGAAAUCUAACCGGUUGGCAUCCAGAUUCGGCAGCCGUAUUGUGGAGGAGAAUCUUGGGAAUUCUUGGCGAUGUCAACAACAUCAAGUCGGCCAAAAUCCAUGCCAAGGUUUUUGGCUAUCUGUAUGAGCUGUGGUUUAAAUUAGCAAAGAUCAGAGAUAACUUGUCCAUAAGUCUGGAUAACCAGUCUUCUCCUCCACCUCCCAUUCUGAUUCCGCCUCUCAGGAUGUUUGCCUCGUGGCUUUUCCAGGCCACAACUUUGCCGAACGAAUACAAAGAGGGCAAGCUGCAAGCGUAUAAGCUGAUCUGCGGUAUGAUGACGAGACGUCAAGAUGUCCUACCAAACUCCGAUGUCCUUGUUCAUUUUUACCAUGUAAUGCACACUGGAUUAAAUCACGAAGAUCAAGAUAUUUUGAAUACGAUCAUAAGGCACUGCUCGUCCAGUUUCUUCUUUCUUGGUUUACCUGGAUUCACAAUGCUGAUCGGGGACUUUAUGACAGCGGCAGCCAGAGUCCUGAGUACAGACAUGUUCGAGGCUCCCCGGUUGGAAGCACAGGUCAUCCUCGGAUCUAUCAUUUGCUUUCCAAACAUUUAUAAGGACCUACCUUUACUAGAGCCGUCCCAGGGAACUAGUGAGAUCCUUACAGAACAUGAAGACAUCAAGGCCAUCUUAGUGAAUAUUUUGUUGAAGACUGCCAGGAACGAGCCCAGCGAAGCAGCCAGGUGUAUUGCUGUAUGUUGUCUUGGAGUUUGGAUCUGUGAAGAACUUGUAGAGAACACAAAUCAUCCUCGGAUAAAAGAUGCCAUCAAUGUCAUUGGAGUAACGUUGAAGUUUCCGAACAAAACCGUUGCUCACGUGGCCUGCGACGUCCUGCAGCUUUUGGUCUCCUACUGGAAAGAGCUUCAGAGCACAGACUUCCCGCUCUCCCGGAAGAUCACAGAAAUUCUGGUGGCCACCAUUUCAUUCCUUUUGCCUAGUGCAGAGAAUUCCUCGGUGGAGACUGAUAAAAAGUUUAUAGUCUCCCUAUUACUUUGCCUGUUGGAUUGGUGCAUGACUCUCCCUCUGAAGAUCUUACUAGAGCCAAUAUCUACAUCUGCCCUCGAAGAGCCUCAUAUAACAAAACCUUCCCUCCUUGACUAUAUAUACAGGGUUUUGCACUGCUGUGUAUGUGGCUCAAAUACAUAUACUCAGCAAAGUCAGUACAUACUCAGCCUGGCUGAUCUCUCAUCAAUGGAUUAUGAUCCAUUUCUGCCCCUGGGAACUGUAAGGAAUACAGAGCCGCCACUGAUCUUCUCUUCUGAUUUGGGCAAUCUUCUUACUGUGGCAGAAGAAAAGAAACGAAGAAACUUGGAACUUAUACCUUUGACUGCUCGUAUGGUCAUGGCACAGCUUAUUAACCAUUUGGGCCAUUACCCUCUUAGCGGAGGCCCGGCCGUCUUGCACAGCUUAAUUAAUGAAAACCAAGAUAACCCUUACGUGGAGGCAUCUGAGCUUUCAAAUGAUGUGUUUAGAAGCCCCAAUUUGCAGCUAUUUGUCUUCAAUGACAGUGCACUUAUAUCUUACCUGCAAAUCCCUGCAGAAAGUACCCCUGGCAGGGAUUCAUCAGGUGUGCCUGGCGAUGUCAGGAUAAUUGUUAGAGAUAUCUCAGGGAAGUAUUCUUGGGAUGCUGGCAUCAUGUAUGGACCUUUAGAAUGCCACCCAGUAGCCAAGAAGGAAAGAAGAGCCUAUGCUCAAUAUCAACAUCAUGAAAAGCCAAGUCUGUCUCAACUUGAUAUAGUGGAUGGAGAUGGAGAACUGGAUGCUCUCGAUACACUGCUUGAAAGGCUUGGGAACAUAAGCCCAGAGUGCCUACUUCAUGCAGACCUAAAACUGAACGAGCCUGCGUUGCCUCCCGUCGGCAUGAGCCGUGAGCAAGAGGAAUCGAUCAUUUUAGCAAUUGCAAGACAAAGUGCCUAUGAGGCAGAACACAUCCAAAGAUGCGACUUUGAUCCCAGUGUAAAAGUAGCAUGUCAGGAAGCACCCAGCACGGCUGAGCCUCAAGCAGCAUUUUAUUUCUGUAGGCUUCUGUUAAAUGACUUAGGGAUGAACUCCUGGGAGAGAAGGAAAAACUUUCACUUGUUAAAGAAAAACUCCAAGCUGUUACGGGAGCUUAAGAAUUUGGAUUCACGGCAGUGCCGGGAAACCCACAAGAUUGCUGUAUUUUACAUUGCUGAAGGACAAGAGGAUAAGUGCUCAAUCCUCUCAAACAGUGGUGGAAGCAAAGCCUACGAGGAUUUUGUAGGUGGACUUGGAUGGGAGGUGGAUCUGUCCACUCACUGUGGGUUUAUGGGUGGCCUGCAGCGGAAUGGGAGUACAGGGCAAACUGCACCAUACUAUGCUACCUCUACUGUUGAAGUCAUUUUUCAUGUGUCAACAAGAAUGUUAUCAGAUUCUGAUGAUUCACUCACCAAAAAGCUCCGUCACUUGGGAAACGAUGAAGUUCACAUUGUGUGGUCGGAACACACUAGGAACUACCGAAAGGGUAUUAUACCUACAGACUUCGGAGAUGUUUUAAUCAUAAUUUACCCUAUGAAGGAUCAUAUGUUUUUUAUAGAAAUAAUGAAGAAACCAGAGGUGCCAUUUUUUGGCCCACUUUAUGAUGGUGCAAUCGUGACGGAGAAGCUUUUGCCGAGUCUUGUACGUGCAACGUGCAUCAAUGCCAGCAGAUCUGUGAAGUCCCUCAUACCACUUUACCAGAGCUUUUAUGAGGAAAGGGCUCUCUACCUUGAAGCAAUAAUUCAGAAUCACAGGGAAAUGAUGACGUUUGAAGACUUUGCAUCUCAAGUAUUCUCUCCAUCCCCCAGCUACUCACUUGGUGGAUUCGGUCUCCCCGCUAGCACCAGUUCGGAUCUGUCCGGAGCCACGGGAGCAGAGGCUUCAGAUCCCACCUCUCCAACACUAACCCGCGCCACAAAAAACAAAAUGUCUGGAAAACUGCGCCGCUCCGCCAGUGCUGUCAGCAAAUCUUCCAAUUGAAGCACUUUUUUUGUUUUUUUAUUAUAAUGAACUCUGUCGAAGAGAUGUUUUUAAAUAACUAAAGAGAGGACUUUGUACCUGUGAACAGAACUUUUAAUAAGGACACGUCGUGCGAUGUUGUCUUUUGUGUCUAGAGGGGCGGGACCCCCAUGGGUAGGUUACGAGUAAACCAUCCGCUAGACACUGCGGUAUGAUGCAACUCCUGCUAGAAGAUUGGUGGUGGGAAGGCGCGCUUAAUGAUGCAACAGGAGUGAAGGUGAGGGACCACUUAACGGGUGUGCAAGAAUCACAACAUCUGAAGAAUUCCUGCAAGGUCUCCUGAGUCACUGCGUUCUGUUGCCUCACUAUUUCUUGGCUGCUCUGUAGUCUAAUUAGCACCUUGACUGCUGGAAAGGCUGCGGUAUCAUUCCUAUCAUUCCCAGCCUGGACCUUAUCCUCAGCGGUUCUUUAAAAAAAAAAAAAAAAAAAAAAGCUGGCCAUGAUCUCC